AUGAUGAGCACCAGUAAUCGAAUUAAUAUGUUGUCUAGUUGGCCAUCAUCAUUACAAUUUGUUAAAGAUUUUGAUCGUACAAAUUAUUCAAUUAAAUCAGAAGAAUCAACAUCAACUGAUGAGUUAGAUGAUGAUCAAAACAAUGAUGGUGAAGGUGUUUGGAGUCCUGAUAUUGAACAAAGUUUUCAUGAAGCAUUAGCUAUUUAUCCUCCAUGUGGUCGAAGAAAAAUAAUUCUAUCCGAUGAAGGUAAAAUGUUCGGUAGAAAUGAACUUAUUUCACGUUAUAUUAAAAUGCGUACGGGUAAAUUACGUACACGUAAACAAGUCUCAUCACAUAUUCAAGUUCUUGCUAAACGAAAAUCAAAAGAACUUCAAACAUUAUUUAAAGAUUCAACUUUUAAAGAACCUCAUCGUCCAUUUGUUUUUAAUCAACAUUAUCAUCAAUUACAUAAUUCAACAACACCAUCAACAAUUAUUACUGAUAGUACUUCAUCUUAUUAUACACAUCAACAACAUACACCAGUAUCAUUUUUUUCAUCAACACCUACAUUAUCAUUUAAAGCAACAACACCAAUCAUUUGGCAACAACCAAAUUCAGAAAUAAAAUCAUUUUCACCAUCGUCAAUAACAACAGAUUUUAUUUCAAUGCCAAAUAUCACAACAAAUUUUAUAAAUACAAAUAGUUUAAAACUUACUGAAUUUGCUGGAUAUAUUCAAUCAAAAUCUGAUAUUAAUUUAAGACAUUAUCUAGUUCAUAUCAGUCAAGAAGCUGGUACUGAUAUGAAAUCUGAAUAUAUCAAAAUGAGCCAAAUUAUUGACUUAUUUCCUAUGUUAAAAGAACUUUAUAAUAAAGGAUCGAAAGAUGCAUUUUAUGUUGUUAAAGUCAAUAUGGACUAUCAAGAAAAUUCAACUGAUACACAUCAUUAUUUUUCUGUUUUUGAAAGUUUCGAAGAUAAUAUGAAUUUAUGUAUAACAACAAAAGCAUGUUCAUUUGGUAAAACAAUUGUAGAAAAAAUUGAAAAUGGUACAACAAAAUAUAAUGAUACUAUUAAUAAAUAUAUUCAUCGUUCAAUUGAUACAACAAUGUGUAAUUUUAUGAUUGAUUUUAUAAAAAAACUUAAAACAGGAUUAUUAAUACGUGACAUGAUGAAUGUUGUACUUGAACAUUUAGGAGUACUUCAAACAGUAGUAUCGAAAGAUACAGAUGAAUUAUUAUUAUGUAUUGCAUAUAUAUUUGAAAUAAGUGAAUCAUUAAGUGGUACACAAUCGACUGCUUAUCGUUUAUGCGAAUAA
Messenger RNA from Rotaria sp. Silwood1, 1293 nucleotides. Lineage: Eukaryota; Metazoa; Rotifera; Eurotatoria; Philodinida; Philodinidae. The record is from the annotation of a GenBank genome assembly.